Schizophyllum commune H4-8 is the source of this 1734-nucleotide messenger RNA. RefSeq lists its product as uncharacterized. NCBI's taxonomy places the organism in Eukaryota, Fungi, Basidiomycota, Agaricomycetes, Agaricales, Schizophyllaceae. The transcript has 2 exons. The record is from RefSeq and is a predicted model, not a curated record. Bases 1 to 1734 code for a protein of 577 amino acids.
AUGAAUCCCUCCCAGGAUGCGGGUCAGAAGCGCCCGCGCAACAAGCUCUCUAUCAUGGUCCAGCUCGCCUCUGCAGUCAAGCGCAGCAGCUCCAGCCCUGCCUCCCCUACGUCCGGCGUCAAGGCCUUCACGUCCCCCUCGUCGACGCCCUGCGCAACGCCUCGCACGGCAACCCACCCAAGCGAAGCCGGACCCGCGUCCAGUAACCCUUCCCUCAACCCUUCUCCUACCGGCAUGCACUCUUCUCCCCUCACCCGCCCACCUACCCUCAACGAGUUAGACGGGGCGGAGAAAUCACGGCUUCUGAAGAAGGCGCGCAAGCUCUCGAAGGUCUUUGGGGAAGUAGCGGUGCUCCGCGACCUGGACGACGCCAGUAUGCCACCUCCACCCCCGUUGCCCAAAGGUCCCGGAAGCUCCCCCUCCACCCCUAUGCGUCCCAGCUUCAAUCUCUCACGAGCGGAUGUUGAAAAGAGCCUACCCGACCCACCCCGCCCAUCCAUCGCGGACUCAGCCAUGAGCAUCUCAUCAUUCACGCACGAGACUAGCGCCAUCGCCGAGAUCAACGUCGAGCCGCCCUCCGAGGAGGCCUCGCGCGAGUCGAUGGACCUCGAUAUCGAAAGUCCUCCGCCCAAGCACUCGGAGGACCAGCUCCGCCGCAUACGCAUGGCCAAGCUCUCGCGCCACUUCGGCGAGAACAUCCCCCUCGAGAUCCUAAAUGACGCCUACGCCUCCAGCCGGCGGCCCUCCACGCCCGACGGCGGGCCCCGCAGGAAGCGGAUGAAGCGCAUCGGGCGGCAGGCCAGUGUCGACGGGCUGUACAGCGCCGUGGUCGGCGCGCGCCCAAAGCUUUCGACGAAGCGGUCGACCCCCUAUCUGCGACGCAGCCGGUCGCUCUGGGGACAGAAGCAAUCGAUGGACAUCCCGCGGCCUCUUGCGCAUGGCGGGGUUGAGCUUGUGAGCGAGGACUUCCAGGCACGGUACGAGGAGAAUUUCGGUGGCGACAACCGCCCACCGUUGCCGGAUGGGCGACGAGCGAUGGAUGUGCGUCGGGCGAAGAAGAUGCGCGAGCUUUUUGGCCAGGAUCCACCGCCACAGCUUAUACGCGUCCUCGACAACAAGGAGAAUCAGCUAGACGUGCCAGAUAUGACAACAGAGGAGCGCCGCGCAUCCCUAGCCACUCUGCUGUCGCUGUCGACAUUAUCCGCUACAGACCUUCCACGUAGCGGAUCAGCUAUGUCGCAGCGUUCUGACGGCAAGGACCUCCCGCCAAGACCGCGUACGGCUCCAUCGCGUGGCGGGUCGCCAGAGCUGCCCUCCUUUGCCACAACCCGAGAGCGAGACCUCGCAUUCGCUGCGCUCUAUCCGCGGAACGUCAAGUCCUUCGACGAGACCGUCAGGAGUAUACGCGCCAGCCUCGAUUCCCAGGAAGACCCCGUCGCAUUCCAAGAGCGGCGGCGGCGCGCAGCCAAGCUCUCGCGCUUCUUCGGCGUCGGGUAUCAGGACCUUACACCCACGCUGGUCUCCAUGCCCUCACCGACAUCCUCCACCCCCACUUCGCCCAUCAGCGCUGCGCCCCCGCUCGUCAACCAGCCCGAGACGCACCCCGCGCACCCCACCGCGAACGUCGACGUGCGCGUCACGGGGCGCGCCCGCUUCUGGAACUUCUACAACCACGAGACGAAAUCGAAAUCAACGAACGUUCACGACGUGCUCGACAAGCUGCGCAAGCUCUAA